Ziziphus jujuba (common jujube) is the source of this 4320-nucleotide messenger RNA. RefSeq names its product phosphatidate phosphatase PAH2. The transcript has 12 exons. Bases 770 to 3931 code for a protein of 1053 amino acids. Gene Ontology annotation, molecular function: phosphatidate phosphatase activity. The record is from RefSeq and is a predicted model, not a curated record. Lineage: Eukaryota; Viridiplantae; Streptophyta; Magnoliopsida; Rosales; Rhamnaceae.
CAUAUCCUCCUAUUUCUUUUAUUUACGCUCCAUUCUUUUUUCUAUUUGUUUAUUUUAUUUUCUUUUUCUUCUUAAUUUCUGGAUUUCCAAUAUGGUAAGAAAAUCUUAAAAAAAAAAAAAAAAGAAAAAAAAUAAAAGGAAAAAAAAAAAAAAGGCUUUUAAUAAGUUGAAUGGGACUUAUUGACGAAUGGUUUGGCACAUUCCAAUUAUAGAGACCGAAUAUGCUUUCAUUGCGCCAACCUCUGUUAUUUUCUGGCGGGUUCUGUUUUAUAAUUGGCAAUUGGGUUUUGUUGCUCAUCAAUAAGGUUGUCUUUCAGAGUUAAAAGAGAGUUAAGAGACACGCGAGCUUCUCGUACCUGACUUCUGGUCUCUGAUUAAUGCGUUUCUCUUUGUUUCUUAUUAAUCAGUUGUUGGGUAUUUAAUUAACUCGUCUGUUUUGGAGAUUUCCUCAUUACAUAUUCGGAUUUUGUUGAGCAGAAUAUAUAGUCUGUUUCAUCGGUUAAUAAAUUUGUUAAGAGUUAUAAAAGGUUUAAUGCAUCGGGGUCUGUCUUAUUUAAUCAGAACAUGCAAAUUCUGAAGGAUUGGUGAUCUGGGUCGUUGAAUUGAGUUUGUCAGGGUGUUGUUGGUGGUUGUUUGCACGUGCCUAAUUCGCGGGUUUUAAUAAAGGCUUGCGAUUUCGUGUAGCAAUCCCAACAAACGUUGCAAAAUUAUGCUAGGAUUUUGACAAAUUUAGUGAACUGGGCGGUCGGAGCAAUCCAGAUAUUGGAGGAUGCAAGCCGUUGGGAGGUUCGGAAGCUACAUCUCUGGCCCUUUCCAUCCUUUUGGUGGUGCUGUGGAUAUUAUUGUAGUCGAACAGCCAGAUGGAAGCAUCAAAUCUUCUCCUUGGUAUGUUCGGUUUGGGAAGUUUCAAGGGGUUUUGAGGGCAAAAGAGAAGGUAAUUAACAUAAGUGUAAAUGGUGUGGAAGCUAGUUUCAACAUGUAUCUGGAUAAUAAAGGGGAAGCUUACUUUCUUAGUGAGGUAGAUGUGGAAGAGGGGGAAUCUGUAUCAUAUCCUUUUUCUUCUGGUGAUGAGACAGACAGGAAACCAGAGGAUAAUCGGAUGCCAUUGACGUCGAAAAGUUGCAAUUUUCCUGCUGAUGACUUGAAAAAAGUUGAUCAAAUUGAUGUGAGCAAUGAGAAGAUACUUCGCCGGACCAAUUCACGCCGGUCACGGAUAUUUGGGCUUGUUUUCGGAAGGAGGUCAAUGAAGGAGAAUAAUUAUAAAGGAGAGAAUGAUGGCAGAACAGUUGAAAGAAAUGAUUCUUUGGAACGUGCAGAGUAUGCUGCGAACCUUAUGGAAGUGAAGUGGUCUACCAAUCUGAACAAAAAUAAAUCCAGGAAAGAUAAUGCUUCACCAUUUACUGCUUCUCAUAUGUUAGAUGGUAAGGCUCAUAAAGAUACCGAUGCUGUGCAAAGCCAGGUGACCUCAUCUAUGCCUGAUAAAUGGGGAAAAAAAUCAGGCAAGGAGACUUGUUCCCGCAAUGAUCAACUGGGCGAUAGUUCUCAAUCUGGGUUAGAGACUUAUGCUGAGGAAACCACUUUGGAUAUUUCAUGUUUAAGCCCCCCAGAAGAACUUGUUGAGACUUACACAUUAGAUGAUGUUCCAGAAGGUGAAUGUGAGGUAAUGUCCGAAGUAUCUAGAUAUGUCAAUGAAUCUGUUAUGAGGGUUACUGAGGAGGAUGCAAAUGUAAACAGAGCACUCUCUAGUAUCAGUGAUCCUGAUUCUCAUUUAGUGGAGCUUCAAGCAUGUCCUAGCAGGCAUUUUGAUGAAGAACAGUUUUUCAAUAAUACAGAUGUUAUGUCACCAGGCUGUGACAUUUCCCAGAAGGAGUUGGAAACAGAUAGAGUAAAAACCUUUAUCUAUUAUGAAUCAUUGGAGAGCUCAAUGGUGCGAAAGGAUGAUACCAGCAGCCAAACUCAUGAGAUGCUGUACAUUGCAAGUGGAAAAUAUGGUGAAGUCCAUGUUUGUGCUGAAACGCUGCAUGCAAGAACUGAACUGAUAUCUGAGGACAUGGUUACUGAGCAACUUCCGGAGGUUAUUGAAUUGGAGGAACAACCAGUGGAUGGACCGGAGAAUUACUCUGAACUAACACAUUCCUUUCGUUCUUGCACGAAUAACUAUAAUGUGGUUAGUGAAGAGCCAACCACGGCUCCAAAAUCCUGCACGCAAAUGAAUCUUGUGAAUGCUUUACCUAAUCCAGUUGAAAAAUUCCUAUCACAGACCAUGCACAACAAUUCCAGUGACAGCAACUUAGGUCAUCGAGUUCAAGACGGGAAAACUAUGGAGGAUGAAAAUUUCACAAUCAAUUCGCCAUCUCCUUCUGGUUCUGUUGAUGACUCUGUAAUGACAGAUGUAGAGAAUGUUAAGGAAGAGCAAUUCCUUUUCAGCGACAUUGAUGAGUCAAAAGUCAUGGUGAUUCAGACUAUGGAGUCAAAAUUUCCAGGAAAUAUGGAUAGAGAAACUUCUUCCAUGUGUUGUCAAGAAGGCAUUAAAGAGUUGAAUGAGUCAGCUAUCGAAAAGAAGAAAUCAUACUCGUGUUCAGAGAUAUCUGAUCAAGAAAAUCUAACAUCUGAUUUUGAAAACUCAGUAGGAAUUACGAGGGCAUCAUCAAAUUCCCUAUGUAUUCCAAAAUGUCAUAGCAUUUCUGGUAACGAAGUGAGGCCCCUGGCAAAAUCAUUACCGAAUAUGAGGUCUUACACUGACAACUGUGGUACAUAUGAUGUUCAUCUUCUAAGUCGUUCUCUGGAUUCAAAUUCCAUAUCAUCAAAAUGGACAUUACAAAGCAAAGAUGACUCGACCUCUAGAAAGUCAAAUGAAGACAUAGAGCCCCAGUUAUCACUGGAACUGUUGGAUAUCAAGGAUGCCCCGGUUCUAGGAGAGCUUGAACUUGAACAUGAACAUGAACAUGCUAAUCCUGCAGUUGGAGAUUCAUCAAAAUCAAAUGUUGCCUCAAGCGGACGCUGGAGACUCUGGUCUGUUCCCUUCAGGAGAUCAACUUCUAGGAAGUCUAUGGAGCCAGCUCUCAGUGAUGCUGGAAAUUCUGAUACUGAUGAUGCUUCAGAGAGCAAAAUAGGCAUGCAAGGAGAUGAAAAUAUUCUUAGAUCCAAGGUAGUGAAGAAGACGGUGAAGAAAGUGGUGAGGGCUAUAAGUCCGACAUCUGAGCAGUUGGCAUCCCUAAAUUUGAAGGAAGGGAGGAAUACAGUAACAUUCACAUUCUCCACUUCAAUGCUGGGGAAACAGCAGGUUGAUGCCAGCAUUUUUCUGUGGAAAUGGAACACUCGUAUCGUAAUCUCAGAUGUGGAUGGGACAAUUACAAAAUCCGAUGUUCUAGGUCAAUUCAUGCCUUUGGUAGGAGUAGAUUGGUCACAAACAGGUGUUGCGCAUUUGUUUUCAGCUAUUAAGGAAAAUGGAUAUCAAUUGCUUUUCCUGAGUGCGCGUUCAAUUUCACAGGCCUAUCGCACUAGACAAUUUCUACUCAACCUUAAGCAGGAUGGGAAGGCUUUACCAGAUGGACCUAUGGUAAUUUCCCCCGAUGGACUCUUUCCUUCUCUUUUUCGAGAAGUUAUUAGAAGGACUCCUCAUGAGUUCAAGAUUGCAUGCUUAGAGGGUAUCAAGGCAUUGUUUCCUUCAGAUUGCCAACCUUUCUACGCUGGUUUUGGAAACAGAGAUACUGAUGAAAUCAGCUACCUUAAAGUUGGAAUCCCAAAAGGAAAAAUUUUCACAAUUAACCCCAAGGGUGAGGUUGCUGUGAACCGGCGGAUUGACACCAAAUCAUACAAAUCCCUGCAUGCUCUUGUGAAUGGCAUGUUCCCACCGACGGUCUCGUCUGAGCAGCAGGACUUCAAUUCGUGGAAUUACUGGAGACUGCCGCCUCCUACUAUUGAUUGUUGAAGUUUUGAAUGAGAAUUUGUUGCCCAUCUCUUUUAAGAUAGAGAAGGAUGGCUCGUCAUGCUUGUUAUCGAAUUAUUCAGUAGAUCAUAGUUCAGGUGUGGCUAAGGCUAUCGCCCAAAUUUUCAGUGUACGUAUUAAUGAGCAUGCCGGUCAAGUUAUUGGCAGGCUGAAAGUAAUUUAUGGAAGAUAUACAAGGAAGAGUUGGAUCCGCCUGGUCGGUAUCUUUGAUCGGUCUAAAAUUUUGUGUAGUCUGUUUCAUGCGGUCCCGUGCAUGAGAGCUUGAGCGGUGUAAGUACUUAUUAGAAGUCACAUGGUAUAUAUUAGGCAUGGAAUUUCAACUUUUGAUGUACAAAUUUUUGGUUAAAUUUCAAAAUGUAAAAUCAUUUCCA